GGAAGCUCCAGCUGAACGACUAGAAGACUCUCACAAGACUCGUCUGAUCUACACAACUUCUACAGGUUGGUGAAAUGGCCUCAAAACAAAUAGAAGUUGCUGCUCUGGGUCGACCUUUCACCCUCGGAAUGCUCUAUGAUGCUCGAAGAGAUGCACUGAUCACAGGUUUGACGUUGUGGGAUAAUGAAACUCUACAAGGGAAGACAAAAAAAAGUUUGAAACCCAGCAAUAAUGUUUUUAUUACUGAAUGUGACUCCAGUGAAUCCAAGUCCUCUCUGCUGGAGGUUGAUGCUUCUCUGAAGGCCAGCUUCCUCUGUGGACUGACUGAAGUUGGAGGAUCUGCCCAUUACCUGAAAGAUCAGAAAGAAUUCAAGAAUCAGUGCAGAGUGACUGGUCAGUUCAAAUCUACAACCCACUUGGAACAGUUGUCAAUGACUGACCUGAUGACCUUAGAACCCCAACAAAAGGACGUUAUCAUCAAGAGCUCUGCAACCCACAUAGUCACAGGCAUCCUUUAUGGGACAAAUGCUUUUUUUGUGUUUGACAGUGAAGAGUUAGACAGCAGCAGCGGUGAAGAAAUUGGGGCCAGCAUGAAAGCUAUGAUAAAAAAGAUCCCUUUAUUUAGUGUUGAGGGCCAGGCGAGCACCGAGCUGACUGAGGAAGAAAAAGCCCUGAGUGCAUCAGUUUCUUGCACAUUCUUCGGAGACUUCAAUCUUCAAGGCAUCCCUUUAACAUUUGAAGAAGCAGUGAAGUCCUUUGGACAACUUCCACAGUUACUGGGGGAAAAUGGAGAGAAAGCUGUCCCAAUGAAGGUCUGGCUGAUGCCACUCACUAAACUAUGUCCAGAAGCUGCUGAGCUGAAGAGUGAGAUCCACGGUGGACUUUUGGGGAAGAUACAGCGUACUCUUGAAGAUUUGAGGGAAAUUGAAAUGAGAUGCAACGAAUCUCUUAAAGACAAAGCGGUAGAAAACUUUCCACAUAUUAAAAAAGAGUUAGACACUUUCCAGAAGUUGUGUCGCCACUAUAGAUCAAACCUCCAGGGGACCAUGAAGGAGAAACUCCCCUCCAUCCGUGAAGGUAAAGGGGAUAAGAGAUCAUUAGAUGAAACCUUUGAAAAGAGAGGCGAGUCCCCUUUCAGUCAAAAAAAACUAAUCAAGUGGCUGAAUUAUAAGGAGAGAGAAAUCAACGUCAUCAGAUCCUGUGUAGAGAUCAUGGAGGGAACAAAGAUCGUCAAAAAUCCGUCCGAGCUCGACAGAGAGGUUCUUGCUGCAGAUGUAGACAAUACUUUGUGCUUUGUUUUCACCUCCACCAAACAGGGAGACAGUUACCUUGAUGAGAUGGCCAAAUAUUUGAACUCGUGUGGAAUGGAGAGUACCUCUGAAGACGAGUGGUUCUACUCAGAUGAAGUCUUGACCUCUAUGAGAGUAAAAGCCAAAGCUUUCCAAGACUUCACCAAAGCCCAGAAGAACAACAACCGGAUCCGUUUCCUCAUCGCAGUCAUUGCAAAUGAGGAAUACAAAGGAGCAACUAUCUACCAUUACAAGCAGGGCAUUCUGGUCAGAGAAGAUUUAUCAGGACUUGGUGUGUAUCCAGAACUAAUCACAGACAAAAGGGAUCUGAUUUGUUAUGCCUGUGAUCUCACCCUGGACCCAAACACUGUCCACAAUAACCAUGUUCUCUCUGAUGGGAACAAGAAGGUGACAAGUGGAUCAACAUGUCAUCAAUAUCCUGAUAAUCCAGAGAGGUUUGAUUUUUGGAUUCAGGUGUUGUGCCGAGAAGGUUUAUCUGGGCGCCAUUACUGGGAGGUUGAGUGGAGUAAUGCUUCAAAUCACAAACGUGUUUAUUUAGCUGUUGCAUACAAGACCAUUAAAAGAAAGGGAAUUUCAAAUCGCCACUUUGGUGAUAAUACCCUAUCAUGGGCGUUUGGCCAGGAGGAUCCAAAUGAAAAACACGUCAUUCGUGCAUGGCACAAUGGACAGGUGUGGGAAUCUCCUUUUCCCUCUGGAGGCUGCUCAACACUCGGUGUGUAUCUGGACUGGCCUGCAGGCACUCUGUCCUUCUACAAAGUCUCCUCCAACACACUGACACACCUCUACACCUUUCACACCAGAUUCACUGAGCCUGUGUACCCAGGCUUCUGGAUUGACAAGGACGACAACUCCGCCUACCUGCGUCCUCUUGAAUAGGACCAGUGCUGGUGACUUGUUGGACCCUUGGUCUGUUAAUAGAGGGAUGGGGUUACAAGUAUCACAAGUUUCAAUGUUAAAAUGACCUCAUGGUUGAGAGUGAAAUAUAUUAAGUUACAAAAUAUGUAAGUUUCUGUUUCUUACUUGUUCAGUUGAUGUAGAGCCUCAAUAUAUAACUGUAUGUGUGAAUCACGUUUUUAUUUCUAUUCUUAUUCCUUAUAAAGCUUUGGAGACACUUAUGUCAAAAACUAGUAUAGUUUAAAUUGCAGAACCUAACUA
Molecule: messenger RNA, 2465 nt
Organism: Pungitius pungitius (ninespine stickleback)
Lineage: Eukaryota; Metazoa; Chordata; Actinopteri; Perciformes; Gasterosteidae
Product: stonustoxin subunit beta-like
Exons: 4
Coding region: 75-2186 (703 amino acids)
Molecular function (GO): protein binding
Source: RefSeq, a predicted model, not a curated record